Dryobates pubescens (Downy woodpecker) is the source of this 1016-nucleotide messenger RNA. It is a transcript of the gene CD86, whose product is annotated as CD86 molecule. The transcript has 6 exons. Lineage: Eukaryota; Metazoa; Chordata; Aves; Piciformes; Picidae. Gene Ontology annotation, biological process: cell surface receptor signaling pathway; immune response; positive regulation of T cell proliferation. Gene Ontology annotation, cellular component: external side of plasma membrane. The coding region runs from base 28 to 939 and encodes 303 amino acids. The record is from RefSeq and is a predicted model, not a curated record.
CAUGUGCCCUUCUCUCUAAAGCACAGCAUGCUGCUCCUUGUCAAGGGCUGUGAAGCACACAGAAGGCCUUGCACCAGUCCACGCAUCAUGAAGGUCUGCAUAGUCUUCCUUUGUGCUAUGAUUCUUCUCUCAGGUAUUGCUGCCAAUGUGCAUCACGUGAAGUCAUUUCUCAACCACACAGCGUUCCUGCCCUGCUCUUUUCCAAACCCUCAGAACAUUAGCCUGCAGGAUUUGAGAGUUUUUUGGCAGAAAGAGGAUGUUGAAGUUGUGAAUGAAGUAUACCAUGGCCAGGAAAAGCUUGCCAACCUCAACCCUAAGUACAUCAAUCGCACCAAGAUGGACACGGAGAGAUGGACCUUGCAGUUGUUAAACACAGGGAUUGUGGAUGAGGGAGAGUACACCUGCAUUGUGCAGCACACAGAUAAAGGGUCACCAAAGCUCAUACACAAAUCUAAGUGCCUGCUGCACAUCAUUGCCAACUACAGUCAACCUGAGAUAGAAUGGCUGCACACUGGAGAACUAAAGCCCAAGGAGUACUUGAAUCUUUCCUGCUCUUCCAGAGGGGGUUAUCCUGAGCCCAAGAAGAUGUCUUGGGUAGUUUCAUAUGAAAACAAAACGCAACAUUUUACAGCUCACAUGGAUGUCUCACAGGAUGCUGUAUCAAAGCUGUACAAGGUUACAAGCAAGCUGGAUAUCUCAGUUCCUACAAACACUCCCACUAAUAUCAGCUGCCUGCUUUACCUUGGAGAGCAGCUGGAGAACCUUUUCUCAGUGCCACUACGUAUAAAGAUACAGAGUGAAGAAACGCAGCAAGCGAAGAUGGAUUUCUUUGCCGCCCUUACAGCUGCGGCGAUACUGAUCACACUUCUUCUGGGUUUUGUGAUACUGAAGAACAGAAACAUCUCAUCUACCAAUCAGAGUGUUGGUCUAGCAGUUUAGAAGCUAUCCAGCUUGAAACUGAGGCCAUCAGUCAGACUGCUGACUGGGAACCAUCUCUGUACAUAGCAAGACUUGGC